Myodes glareolus (Bank vole) is the source of this 1247-nucleotide messenger RNA. RefSeq names its product LY6/PLAUR domain containing 4 (gene Lypd4). NCBI's taxonomy places the organism in Eukaryota, Metazoa, Chordata, Mammalia, Rodentia, Cricetidae. Gene Ontology annotation, cellular component: plasma membrane raft. The record is from RefSeq and is a predicted model, not a curated record.
GACUCAUACGCACUGCGCGUGUGCACCCUCACCCACUCGGCUGGCCCUUAGGCCGCUUGAGUUUUCCCUUCCAUAUCUGGUGUUUAAUGCCGUCUCUAGCCUGCCUUGUGCCACACACAUCUGGGUUUCAGCGCCGUGUGUCUGUGGCAUUCCUGGCUAAAGAAAGAGGCGGAAGUGACUGCUAGCGGGACUGCUAUGUGGAGGAUGGGUGCUGAAGCGGGAAAGACUGGAUCAGUUUCAUGUAGCCUAAGGGUGGCCUUGAGCUGGCAGAGAUACAUCCAUCUCCUCCAACCUCCCAACCCCCAUCCUAGGAUUAAAGGAACAGUGACCCGUAGGCAAAUGGACAGAGAAUUCAGGGACUGACAAGAACCAAACUUGAGACUCCAUAAGAAAUUGGCUCCAGACUGAUCUGUCACAUCCGGGACCCUGACAGAGAAGCAUGGGACUCCAGAAUUUGCGAUCUCUGCAGCUGCUCUGCCUCUUAGAGGCCAUCUCUUUAUUGCCUUGGACUGGAGCUCUUUUGUGCUAUGAGGCGACAGCUUCGGCCUUCAGAGCUGUGACCCUGCAUAAGUGGAACUGGCUUCUCUUGAGGAGCAUGGUGUGUAACCUGAAAGAGGGUUGCGAGGAGACGAUAGUGUACAUUGAGACAGGGAACAGCAGGGGAGUUGUGAGCUUUAAAGGCUGCACCUCAGCCUUAUCUUAUCCCCCACAAAUCUCCUACCUCGUGUCUCCACCCGGAGUGACGGUCGCCUCCUACAGCAGGGUCUGCAGGACCUAUCUCUGCAACAAUAUAACCAACUUGGAGCCCUUUGUGAGGCUGAAGGCCAGUGAGCCUAAGUACACAGCGCCUUCUGCCAAAUACUGUCCAACCUGUGUGGGCAGGCAUGACCAGGAGUGUCUUCCAAACUUUGUCACCACAGAGACCUGCCCCUUCUCUGCCUCUUCGUGUUACAGUUCCACCUUAAAGUUUCAGGCAGGGAAUCUCAAUACUACCUUCCUCAUAAUGGGCUGUACUCGUGAAACAAACAAGCUUUUAGAACAUUUUCAGCAUAUUGGAAGCAUUAGAGUGAGUGAGGUCGUCAACAUCCUAGACAAGUCCGAGACUGUUGGUGCAGGGCACUGUAGUCAAGGUCCUCCGUGGAGCAUCCUCUUAAGCCCUCUGCUCAUCUUCAGAGACUGACCACCCAGCGAGACUGGACACAUACCAGAUCCCCUUGUCUAUGGAAUAAAACAUGGAAUUAUCCUUG